Racocetra persica is the source of this 386-nucleotide messenger RNA. The record is from the annotation of a GenBank genome assembly. Lineage: Eukaryota; Fungi; Glomeromycota; Glomeromycetes; Diversisporales; Gigasporaceae.
GUGAUAAAUUCCUAGCGGUUAAAGCGUAUAACAUUCUCAAUGAGUGUUACAAAACAACACUUUGCCUGAGAUUUCCGCCGAAUGCUUUAGCCGCUGCAUCAAUACUCCUUGCAUCAAAAUUGUUGCAUAAAGAAAAUUUUCCUGAAAAUAAAGGAAGCAUACCAUGGUAUACUGUUUUUUUAUGUAAAAUUGAGGAUAUAGAAGAUCAUUUCAUAUUAGAAGCUUCGUUGGAUAAGGACGACCCACUAAGUUCAGAAUAUAUGCGAUUAAGAUUUUCCAUAAAAUCAGUACCAAGUUCUCAUGAUCUAAUUACAGAAAAUCCUCAACCAUUAAUGCCAACUGUUGAAGGAGAACAAAAAAACAUUAUACUGUUAGAUACAUGUUUA